CAGUUGAACGCUAACCGCGCCAUCGAGAGGAAGUGGAUUACUGCUGCCCAGCUGCCAGAGUGAAGUGCAUUGAAAGCAUAGCGAAUCAGAACGAAAUUCUAGACGUAUCACGCAUACGCCCGGUAGUACAGCCGAAUACCCAAAUAUCCGAAUAUGUCGCCGAGAAGGAGCUUGCUGUGCUGCCUGCUGGUGAGCAGCAUCCUGGUGCUGCACCAGGCUCAGGCCAACAUCGAGACAAACGAUGUGAAUGACCCCAAUUACUACAUGCUGCAGGGUGUGCGUGUGUAUCCCAAUGACCGACAGUGCGUCAUGGUCGGAGGACUGUGCGUCGCGGAGUCCGACUGCAUCGAACCCACCUCGAACAAGGGAUUGUGUCCCACGAGUGCCGGAGAGGGCGUGGAGUGCUGCUACGAACUCCGAUCAAACCCAACACCUGCUUCGCACCGCUAAAAAUCUAACCACAAUCAAAUUGGCAUCGUUACCGAAUUACCCGAAUAUCGCCACUAACCCCCGACAACCCGAUCCAUUCUGUGUGUCCCAUCGCCCUCGAAAACGUCAAACGUCAUCCCAUUGCCGUUGCAGUGCCGGUCAGACCAGCGCCCUGUGCGGAACACCUGGGACAGUGCAUGGACCGUUGCCACCAGAGGCUCCUGCGACCCGGUUUGGAUUGCAAGAAUGGCCAAGUCUGCUGCGUCCUGAUUUAGUUAUACUUAACCACACCACACACAUACCCGUGCAGAGGAACAGCAUCGCCAAAUCUUAACAAGUUUGGCAAGUCAGUGUGACAAUUCGAAUACCUAAAGUCUAUAUUUGAGACUUCUAGAAUUUUCGAAAAAUAUUAACAUUAAAUUGAUUUGAGCGCUGAGCGGAUUGAAACUAAUUUGGUUGUGUCUUUCCUCUGUACACACACACACACACACCGUACAUAAACAUGUAUUUAUUUAACUAUAUGUAUAUUAAUUAUAUUGUACGAAUAAUUUUGUAUGACAUCUUAAGAACCCCAAAACUACCCACAAUGUGAAAUAUUUGACUGCUUCCAAUAAAUGCAUUGUAAAUAUUUUCCAAAA
Messenger RNA from Drosophila simulans, 1067 nucleotides. RefSeq names its product U-scoloptoxin(19)-Tl1a. NCBI's taxonomy places the organism in Eukaryota, Metazoa, Arthropoda, Insecta, Diptera, Drosophilidae. The record is from RefSeq and is a predicted model, not a curated record. The transcript is spliced from 3 exons. The coding region runs from base 154 to 450 and encodes 98 amino acids.